CUGUAAACAGUGUCAUGCGCAGUGACGCCCUCCGGCCGCUGGGUGACGCUGCAGGUGUUCACAACCUGCGUCACUUCCUGUUUCCCGGUGACGUGGAGCUACCACAUGCUACAACAACAUGCUACAACAACACGCUGCUGUUUGUUGUCCUUUAACUGAAACGUUUCAGUGUUUGUUGUCCUUUAACUGAAACGUUUCAGUGAGAAAAGUUGUAUUUUAAAAGUGUUUCUCUGCUCUUCUUCCUCCUCUUCUUCGUCGGUUCAGCGGGAACUUCGCAGUCGAGAUGCCCGUCCUGUGCAGCAGCUGCGUGGACAAGCGCGCCGUGCUGAAGCGUCCGAAGACGGGCCACUCGCUGUGUAAGGAGUGCUUCUUCUGGGCCUUCGAGGAGGAGGUGCAUCAGACCAUCCUGACGGCGAAGCUGUUCAAACACGGCGAGACGGUGGGCAUCGCCGCGUCGGGCGGGAAGGACUCCACGGUGCUCGCUCACGUGAUGAAGCUGCUGAACGAGCGAUACGACUACGGCCUCGAACUCAUGCUGCUGUCGGUGGACGAGGGGAUCACGGGCUACCGGGACGACUCGCUGGAGACGGUGAAGAGGAACCAGCAGCAGUACGAGCUGCCGCUGAAGAUCGUGUCGUACGAGGAGCUGUACGGCUGGACCAUGGAUGCCAUAGUGCAGCAGGUCGGGCUGAAGAACAACUGCACCUUCUGUGGGGUGUUCAGGAGGCAGGCGCUGGACAGAGGAGCCGUCAUGCUGAGAGUGGACAAGAUCUGUACAGGUCACAAUGCCGACGACGUGGCGGAGACCGUUUUGAUGAACGUCCUGCGGGGAGACAUCGCUCGCCUGCGCCGCUGCACCGCCAUCUCCACGGCCAGCGAAGGUGACGGAGUCGUGCCGCGCUGCAAGCCGCUCAAAUACGCGUACGAGAAGGAGAUCGUCCUGUACGCGUACUUCAAGAAGCUGGACUACUUCUCCACCGAGUGCAUCUACUCUCCCAACGCCUACCGCGGCUACGCCAGGACCUUCCUGAAGGACCUGGAGAGCGUCCGGCCCAGCUCCAUAAUGGACGUCAUCCACUCGGGGGAGAACCUGUCUGUGCGGGAGGGGGUGAGGAUGCCGGUGCAGGGGACCUGUAACCGCUGCGGGUACAUCUCCAGCCAGGCUCUGUGCAAGUCCUGCGUGCUGCUGGAGGGGCUGAACCGAGGUCUGCCGAAGCUCGGGAUCGGCAAACACCACCGCCUGCACGACAAAAUCCUCUCGCAGACGCCGCUCACCGAGAAGGAGGAGAGGAAGCUGAGACCAGUCGACUUUUGACGAAUAUUAUCCCCAUUUUUAUUUCCCAAAAGACUGAAGAUAGAUCAUGAAUUUUAGAAUGAACCACAUUUGUUGUCUUUUACUUAUUGUGUUCCUUUAUCAUCAAUUCAAUAUUUAUUAAAUGUUUCUAUAGAAUAUUGUAAUUCAGUAAAACCUCCAUUCACUGCUGCUUUAACGGAUCCCUCUAGGAUUUUGGUUUUUUAGCCAUUUUUUGUAAUGAAAGUGCAGGAAAAAGUGAAAAAUGCAGGUUUUUUUGGUCCGGUAAUAAAAAAUCAACCUCAAAUAGUUCCAGUGAGAAUAAAAACUAUCCAACGACUGCAGUUGUUUCUGUAUUACACACAUAUUACAACAUGCACCGUGAACCAGGAAAUGUUGAGUUUUCUGUUAGAGAUGUACAGUUUGGGUCAAUUAGAAUAAUUAGCGUUAAUAAUCAUAUAUGGAGCGACUGAUUUGGACAAUAUAAGAGAGGUUCAGGGGGUUGUUGGGAUGCUGAAUUUAUUUCUGACAUUUUCAAAAUACAAAAUGAACUUUUUAAAGCACAUUUCAGCUCCUGAUGGGCUGAUUUAGAUUAAUUCAUUUUGAGGUUAUUUAUGUGCUUGGACCUGCUUUUUAGAAUCAAUAAAGCUCAGUGUCAUCAGUGUCAGUGUCCACAGUGCUUCAGUUGUGGUGUUUGUUUUUUGUCAACCUGUGUUUUUGCUGCUGCGGUUCUCUAUUAAUCAUAUAAAUAACCUUAAAAUGAAUCAUAAUCAGGCCUCCAGGAGUUUAAAGGUCCAUUGAAAUGGAUUCACCAUCUUCAAUAAUGCCCCAAACCCACUCCUAUAAUGCUGAAAUAUUAUCUGUAUAGCUGAUUAUUAAUGCUAAUUCUGCAAAUUGACCUGAUCUGUCAGUUCAUGAAAGCACUUCCAGUUCCCAGUGUGGCUCCGGUGGCUGGUAAAUAGGUUAUAAGGACAGGAGAUGGUAGAAAUGUUUGGUUUUUAAAGAAACCACCGCAGUGUGUCAGGUGCAGAGACAAACAGAGAGGUAGCUUCCACUGCAGUGAACUCUCUCUGAUGUGUUAUUGCUUUAUUUUCUGCUCCCUCUGUUUGUCCCAAUGCACCGAACUCUGGGGAGGACACGAUGACGGCCACAUUCCAAUAUGAACUAUAAUUUAAUAAAUGCAUUGUCCUUUA
Messenger RNA from Morone saxatilis (striped sea-bass), 2484 nucleotides. It is a transcript of the gene ctu1, whose product is annotated as cytosolic thiouridylase subunit 1 homolog (S. pombe). The coding region runs from base 284 to 1315 and encodes 343 amino acids. Gene Ontology annotation, molecular function: tRNA binding. The record is from RefSeq and is a predicted model, not a curated record. Gene Ontology annotation, cellular component: cytosolic tRNA wobble base thiouridylase complex; mitochondrion. Gene Ontology annotation, biological process: tRNA wobble position uridine thiolation. NCBI's taxonomy places the organism in Eukaryota, Metazoa, Chordata, Actinopteri, Moronidae. The transcript is spliced from 3 exons.